This is a messenger RNA of Gossypium raimondii (Peruvian cotton), 792 nucleotides long. RefSeq names its product putative disease resistance protein At5g05400. Bases 1 to 792 code for a protein of 263 amino acids. The record is from RefSeq and is a predicted model, not a curated record. The transcript has a single exon. NCBI's taxonomy places the organism in Eukaryota, Viridiplantae, Streptophyta, Magnoliopsida, Malvales, Malvaceae. Gene Ontology annotation, molecular function: ADP binding.
AUGGAUACAAUAUUUACUGGUGCUGCUCACGAGGUCACAACCGCUGCUGCGAAAGGUAUCUUCCGCCAAGCUAUACGUCAUAUUAGAUAUGUAAUCUUCUACCAGAAAUUUGUUGCCGAGUUCGAGAAGGAAAAAAAGAACUUGAAUAUAGAAAGAACAAGUGUGCAGGAAGAUGUUGCUUUUGCACUAGCGAACUUGGAGAAUAUUAAAACCAAUGUCCAGGAAUGGCGCCACAAAGUGGAUGAGAUCUUCACUGAAGAGGCGAAGAAAGUGAACGAUCUUGAAGUCAAAGCAAAGACCAAGUGCUUCUUUGGCUUGUGUCCCAACAUCAAGUCUCGCUACCAGCUUAGCAAGAAAGCAGAAGAAGAUGCUGCCAAUUUUAAAAAGCUUAUCGACGAUGGCCGUUUUGAGCGCGUGGGAUGCCCUUAUGUUGCUGAACCCAUAAUCCAUACAGACUUUGAGACCUUUCAAUCAAGAGAGGAGGUUUUCCAUGAUAUCAUGGAGUUACUGAAAGAUGCAACAACAAGCAUGAUUGGAGUGUACGGGAUGCCUGGUGUGGGCAAAUCAUGGCUGGUCAACGAAGUUGAGAGACAACUCCGUGAGGUUAAGUUAUUCGAUUCAGUAGUUACGGUAAUUGCACGUCAAAAUGCUGACAUUAAGGAAAUUGUUGAAGUUGGUCAGCAUGAAGCCAACACUCGAUUCCAUACAGGCCAUGAAGACCAAGCAAAGCUGGAACAGAUGCAAGGGCUGCUGAUGCAAGCUCAUUUUGUUCAUUUUGUUAUAUUUAGUUGA